This is a messenger RNA of Cucumis sativus (cucumber), 2489 nucleotides long. Its product is annotated as BRI1 kinase inhibitor 1. Lineage: Eukaryota; Viridiplantae; Streptophyta; Magnoliopsida; Cucurbitales; Cucurbitaceae. The record is from RefSeq and is a predicted model, not a curated record. Gene Ontology annotation, cellular component: plasma membrane. The coding region runs from base 1362 to 2276 and encodes 304 amino acids. The transcript has a single exon. Gene Ontology annotation, molecular function: kinase inhibitor activity.
UGAUUAACAGUUGAACGGACCUAGAGGAUCGUUCUUAUUAGUAGGGUUUGCCCUGAUGGGAUGGUGUGAUAAACCAUAUUGAAAAAAUGAAAAAUAGGAUGUGAAUUGAUAAAAUGGAGGAUUGAAAUUGAUAUAAGAAAAACUGUGUCGGUACAACUUUUUGAAAUGAUAUGUUGGUUUAGGAGGGGGAGGCACGUGCUGUAAACAGUUGAUAUACAUCAUUUUCUAAAUCUUAACAAAGUUAAUAAUUUGGGCUCCAAACACGACAAAAUUUUCUUCAUCACCCUUAAUUACAUUAAGUUCUAUUUUUCUCUUUCAAUAAAUUAAAAUGAAAAUACGAUAAAUAAUUAGAGAACAGAAAUGUCUGGAUUGAUUAGCUGUGAAAAGUGUCUUCCCCAUACUUCCCCACAAAUCAAAUAUUAUGUUGUGCUUGGAUCUCCAUUCUAAAUAUUUAAUAAUUUAAUGUGAUUAAAAUAUAUUUAUUUUUAUUUUUUUAAAAAUAAAAAUAGGAAGAAAAUUCGAAACACCACUAAUGUCUAAUAAUGAUAUUAAUAAUAGUAGCUAAGAAGAUAAGAAAUUAAGGUUGUAUUUGUUGUUUGAAUUAAUAUUUCUGGAGCAGAAGAAAAUGUCAAAAGAUUGAGUGACUUUUUCAUGAUUGUUAGGUAAUUUGCUAUGGUUUUAGUGACCAACUUAAGACAGUUUUGAUUGCUGAAUUAAAAGGACAACAUGGAAAGAAAGUUAAAAAGACAUUACACUCAUUAAUUUUCAAAUUGAUUGACUGACAUUACAUAUUCUUCAUUUGUCAUUUUCAAUCUAAUUUGUCAUAUUGGCCACUUUCUCAAAUAAAAAUAUUAUCUCCAAAAAUGGGUUUUCUUCUACUACUGUAAUAAUAAACAAUUGAGUUUCUAUUUUCUCAAAAAAAAUCAUAUUAUCUGAGAGAGAGAGUGUGUGUGUUUUUUGUUUAUUUAAUUCUUGAGUUCAAUAAUGGUAAGAGCGAGAGAUUAGAGCAUUGAUCUUCCGAAGUAUUUUUCUAAUUUAUUGAAGAUAUAAUAAUGUCAGAAAAAAAGCUAUUUCUGAAGGGGAUCCCUAUGAUCAAAGUACUUAGUACUUUAAUAGCUGUUGGAUUGAAUUGGGGACCCAUAUUUCUGUACAUGAAGAGGAAAAAUGUACUUAAACCAAACCUAAAUUCAAUGGGUUGCUAUUUCCACAAAAGACAUUCCAUUCUCAGCUUUCAGGCAAGUCAAUAGACAAGAUCCUUUCUCUCUCUCUCUCUCUCUCUUUCUAUCUCUCCACUACUUCAUAAUCUCCUUAUCUUUCUCCAAAAGUUGAAUUUAGAGACACAGUAUCUAAGAAUCUGAAUUAUGAACUCCAAUCGGAACCACAAUACCACAGCAGAGAAUUUUGCAGAGUACAAGAAGCAAGAAACAGAGAAGUUUAAGGUUGAAGAAAAAGAAACCCAACAACCAAUUCAAGACUCAUCAUCAACAACUUCCCCUCUUCUUCCUUCAGCUUCUUCUUCUCCUUCACAUGAAUUUUCCUUCACAAUUUCUCUCCAUUCUUCCUCUUCUGACAGAAACAAACCAACUCCACCUUCCUUUGCCAUUGAUUUGUCUCCUGCAGAUGAUAUCUUCUUCCAUGGCCACUUGCUUCCCCUCCAUCUCCUGUCCCAUCUUCCUUCUUCGCCUCGUUCCUCCACCAAUUCCAUGGACAGUUUCACCAUCCCAAUCAAAGAGAUAUGGGACAAUGAAGAGCCCCUCAAGGACAGCUCAAGUUGUAGCACCAGCAGCGUCAAGAAUCUGGAAACUGAACCUACUGAAACAGGUGGGAGAACCAAAUCCAAGCCUUUCUCGUUGUUUGGAUUUUCGAGAUGGCGAAAAGGAUGCGAGAUUACCGAGCAAGACGAUAAAGCAAAGCACAAGAGGAAGUUGGGGUUUGAUGUUAGUCAGGUUCUAAAACGAUAUGCAAGAGUGGUUAGGCCAUUGUUGUUCUUCAGAUGGAGGAAAGAGAACCUGCAUAUUCGUCGUCAAGCUUAUUCAUUUUCGGGCAAUUUGAAUCCUCGAAACAAGCAAGAAUUGAGAGGAAGAAGAGGAGAAUUCUCAGCACCAGCAUCCAUGAGAACAUCCCCGACAAAUAGCGGCCUUCUCGUUGCGACUCCAUCUAUGAGUUAUGCUACAAGUGAUAGCACCAUGGAAGAGUUGCAAUCUGCAAUUCAAGCUGCGAUUGCUCACUGUAAGAACUCCAUUGCUAAAGAAGAUAAAACCAAUGUCAAGAGUUGAGAUUAACAGUAAAUCUUCUUUUGCUUGCAAACACGGAUUUCUGUAAAAUAUCCACACACAGAGGUGUCAAUCAUUUAAACUGCUUGCAUGGCUUCCAAAAUCUCAGAGAAAUGAAGUUGGUAUUUAAUGUAAAAAGGCCAAUGAUUAAUUGUUCUUAUACACUAUUCUUGAUCGUGAAUUAUAAUAAUUUUAAAAACCUCCUUGGCUUGUGCA